AUGUCUCGUGUUUCAGAUUUAACUUGCGAUGAGACAAUGCCGUCUGUUGACGAAGUGGAAAGAAGAGAUGGUCGACGUUUCUUUCAACAGUCAAUUAAUGUUCCCAUAGCUCGAAUUACUCCAGUUGUGCCGAGUAUUGCUUUGCAGCAGAAUUCACGUCAAUUUAUGAAGACGUACAUAAGGAGCCAAGCAAAUGCGCCAUUUCCAGCAGGUUGUUCAAAUGGUAGUCAAAAAGUGGUACAUUAUGGAACAACAGUUUCUUCUGUUCCCCAGUGCGCCGCUGCUGUUCCUGGUCGUUCUAAAUUAGUUACCAUACGUCCAGUUGGAGCUGCCCAUUCCUUUUUGAAAUCAUAUGACAUUGCCCAGUUAAGUGGUAGCCCUAUGACGACUGUAUAUCUUCAGCAGCAACAUAAUUUACAUUUAGCAGGUGCACAGCAACCUGUUCUUCCUUUAUCGCCACGUGCUCGAGAAUUGGAGGAAUCACGCGCUGUUCGGUCUUCUCCAGCCGCUUUUGCAAACUGUGGGAAUAUCGAUUCACGUCGUUAUUUGUCAUCUGGUCGAAGUGUUGUUGGUGUUAGUGAUAUACCGGUUCGAGGUUCUAUUCGAGUUAAUCCAGUUGUAAGCAGUGCGGACUUCUUGCGUGGUGCGAAAGUAGUAACACGUAUUUCUGAUGAAAGAGCGGAUGUGAAACCUGUCAUGAUACCCGCACCAACUGUAAACAUAACGUGUUCUGCACCUGUUACUGCCUCUACUGCGUCUAUUACUACACUGCAUGAUACAGGUAUUCCUAUUUCGGCAGGACAGCAUGAUGGCAUAGUUGGUACCUCCUACCCUGGACCGAGUGCGCGACCUACUAUUUUGCGCAAAAACCGCGAAUCAGGCCCUCUCUCUGCAGUGCGUCGCUUAAUUGUUGCGGAAGCUCAUGCAAACCCAUAUCAGGAAGUUGUGGCGUCCCCCUUAACUGCAGUAAAAGACAAUUCAAGUUUAAUGUGUUUCAAACGCACGAACGCUACAGACAGUCGUAUACUGAGUGGAGCACCGUGUAUAUCACCUGAUACUCGUGGAAUUUUUGCUAGGAAAACGCCUGCUCUACUCAUUGGCAACAUUGUGCAAAACACGAAGAACUUUUCAGAUCAGGUUGCGGUUGCUGGAGCCGUGGAAGUAUCACCACGAAAAAGACUGAGAAAGCAAAAUUUCGAGUGCACGAAUACGGAAAAAAUGAAGUUACUUAUAAGUACUGAACGGGUUGUUGGAGACUCCUUCGUUACUGUGAAAGAUGAACUGACUUGGAAAUCUGCAGAUCUUAACUGUGAAUCACGAGGAGUAGAAGAUCCAGUGCCUGAAAAAAUGCCGAAACGGCGCAGUCGAGUACACAUAGAUAAUGGCACAGGGACGGUGUCGUUUCAGCAGCGCGUUUCAACGUCAAUUCCCCAACAGAAUAAUUCCGACAGUUAUACAAAGGUGAAGAGGAUGAAGAAAACUAAAAUAAUUCCGCGGAAUAAAUUAUCUGCAUUAGGAAUCCCAGCUGUUGAGCUGGACUCCAAUUCAUGGCCGGUGAGUAGUUUUGUCGAUGAAAAGCGGGCAUCAUUUCAGUAUGGACAAAUGAACUCUGCAGAUGCAAAAACGAUAGAAGCUCAGGCAAACGAAAAAUGGAUGGAAGAUGCAGAAGUUCAGAAAAUAGAGGAUACUGCGUACUUGAUGUGUCAUAUAUUUGGGUUACAAAUGACUGUCCCAAGUAAUCCUUACCCAAACAAUCAACGGUUUCUUCACAGUUCAUGUGAUAUAUCAGCAACAUUUUGCUUUUUUGGUGAGGACAAGAUAAAUGGAAAUGAUCCAUCAACUAUUUUAGAUGAAACCUUAUCUCGUGCAACAGUGACGGCAAAACAAGCUGUUGGAUCGACUAUAUCAGAAAGUGUCAUCACAUCGGGAGACACAUCGAAUAUUCAAAAUGAUUGUGGUAAAAAUGAAAUCCAUUGUCGUCAAUUUACUGAACAGAAUCGCAAAGUCUUUGCUCAAAUGCUUCUCUGUUCUGGUUUAAAGGACCGUUGGCAACGUUUUGGUCGCAUUUCCGGUUGCGAACGUAUAAUGAAACGAAUAUAUAUGAAACGUUGGAUGUUACAGGAACAUUUCCGUAAUACAAAACACACAGCAACAGCCGAUGUUGAACUAAAUCCACAUUUGGUUGCUUCAUUGGAUGAUUAUUCACUUACGGCAGCCAAAAAGCAGGCAGAGAAAUUCCUUGAAAAUUACCCGAUUUGUUCACCGUCAACCUCUGAUAAUGUUUUUGAGAAGAAUGUUGAUAAUGGACCUGUAUACGUCUACAAAUAUCUGGAAGAAGCUUUAGAUAUUUAUACACAUAGAGCGAACAGUCGCCUAGUAGGAACUGGCCAUACGUCAUCUCAGAGAUGCAUACAAACAGGUGUUAGGUUAUCUCGUGGCGUGCAGUCUUUUGGUUGCAUGAGUCGACGUGAUCCAGAAACCGAAAUGCUACAAGCCGUUGCAGAAGUUCUAGCGGAAAUCAUUGAAGUUGUUGUCGAAAAUGAUAUAGAAGGAAGAGAAGAAAGAAAUGAACAAUGGCAUUUAGGAAGAAAAAGGAGAAAGAAAGAUGAGCAUUUGUUCGAAAUCAAAAUUGCAGACCGAUUUGGUGUCUUUGAACUAUCUCACUCUGUACCUCAAUCUUCAAACAGUGUUGUUGCUCUAUAUGACAAUAUGAGCCAGUACACUUUUAAUAGAAAAAGGAAGCCAGAAGCUGUAGAUGCGGAUGAUGCUUUCUUUAUGAAUAUUGAGAAUGAACUGAAUCGUAAAAAGAAACGAGUUGGAGGAGAUAAAAAUCUUUCGAGGACUUUGCAUUCUUUAAGUCAUAUGCGAGCAGUUCAUCAGAGAUUAUCCGACGUGCGAAAGGCUGAACAUGACAAUUUAAAUGAAGCGACAAAACAAAUGCUUAAUCUUGUUAGAUACAGUGACCCUACAUCUUAUGUCGAACUGAUAAAUGGUCACAAAGAAGACUGUCAGCCUUACGACAAUGAAAGCGUUCGAGAAGAAAAAUGGCAAAGUCGACUUUUGUCAUUUACUAAAGCAGUUCCUCCGAAAAUUAUUCCAACUUCAAAAAACUAUGAUGCAAAUAUAUCAAUGAAGCUUCAUCCUCCAAUGAAUUAUACGCUCAAAUUGUUCCGGGAGAAAUGUAUUCGUCCACCAAAACGUUUUCGGUCAGGGAUGAAACGGGCGCGCAAAAGCCAGUCACGUAGAGGUCGCGGUCGUCAACGCGGAAGUGUUACACAUUCUAAAAAAAAAUCUCCGACUCCUGAGCCGAAGCUGGAGGAUCUUGAGCCACAUUUUUCAGCUGCAGAAAUGGAUACGAUGUUCAAGAAAGAAUUUGGAAUGGAUAUGAAAGCAUUUCGAUAUGAACGUUGCUCACAACAAGAAUUACAUUCGGCAUAUGUUGAUCAGGAGCAACCAUCGCAUAAUAGACAACGACAAAGAUUGGGAACAGCGAAAAUGUCAAUUCAGUCCUGUGCAGACUGUGGUCUGUUGAAGAAGAAUACAACAAUGAAUAUAGAAAAUAGAAGUGCAAUGAGUAAUGAUGUUACGGCAAUAAUUUCUGAAGAUUCAGGAAUUGUUACUGGAAAGUUGAAGAAUGAAGAAUCACAGCAUAGGAAUGGAAGCGAUGGAAGUCAUGUUGGUUCAUCGGUGACAGUGCCUUACUUAGAUCCUACCCAAAAUGAUGAUAGUUUAUUAGAACAUGUGCAAACACGCGGGCGAUACAUACGCGAGCAUUUCGCCACGCUGUUACAUGCGCUGCGAAUCAGUGAGGUGUUGACAGUGAAAGCGAUCAAAAUGUUCAGGGAUUAUACAGCAGAUCUGUUCGAUCGAGAAAAUAGAGGUGCGAGUUCUAGCUGA
Molecule: messenger RNA, 3897 nt
Organism: Brugia malayi
Lineage: Eukaryota; Metazoa; Nematoda; Chromadorea; Rhabditida; Onchocercidae
Exons: 23
Coding region: 1-3897 (1298 amino acids)
Source: RefSeq, a predicted model, not a curated record